Messenger RNA from Triticum turgidum subsp. durum (durum wheat), 1728 nucleotides. NCBI's taxonomy places the organism in Eukaryota, Viridiplantae, Streptophyta, Magnoliopsida, Poales, Poaceae. The record is from the annotation of a GenBank genome assembly.
AUGGCUGGCGUGGAGGGGCAGCCGCCGCCUCAGAUCAGCAGCAUGUCCAACUCCAAGCUGCAGGACGGUGGCACCAAGCCGAAUCUGGUCAAGGAGCACGUUCCGGGGAGCGAGCUCUGGACCGAUGGGCUCAUCUGCGCUUUUGAGCUCGUCAAGGGUCACAGGAAGCUGGUUCAUCACAAAUCGUUGCCAAAGAUUGAUCUCGCGCACAUGAAGAACCAGGCAGCUAGGAAUGGGCAUCGCGUUGUGAGCCCGGCACCGAAUGAGGGAGGUGUGCUGGAAAUCCCCGGCCAGGUGGAGCUUGGCAUCGAUCCUUUUGCGGUCAAAGACAGGCCAUCACAUGCUGGAGAUGUUCAUGAUCACAAGUGGGUGCCGAUUGGAUGGUCAAGGAUUGCUGAGCUGAGCCAGAGGGUUCAAUCAGAUGCUAGCUGGGAGAAUGAACAUGUGCCGAUAAGCGACAGCGAGGAUGAUUACACUGUAGCCGAUGUUGCCGCUCCGUACUGGCUGCGUCCUGGGGGACCUACAUGGUGGUUCCAUGUCACCGCAGGCCAUCCUUCCGUUGACGCAUGGUUGGGUAGUGCUCACUGGAUGCAUCCAGCUAUCAGAACUGCACUGAGAGAUGAAAGCCGGCUGAUAAGCGAUCGGAUGAAGUACCUUCUCUAUGAGGAAUGCAAUGGUAACUCGAAGUCAAACAACUUGAGUGUUUGUUUUCAUGGGUUUGCAUUUUUGGUCCCAGUUAGAGUUGCGGGAGGACUGUUAUUUGAGCUUCUUGGUCAAUCAGUCGGGGAUCCAAAUCAUGAAGAGGAAGACAUACCCAUUGUACUUAGAUCGUGGCAGGCACAGAACUUUCUUUUAACUGCAAUGCAUGUGAAAGGUCCUUCAAUCAAUGUAAAUGUUUUAGGAGUGACUGAAGUGCAGGAGUUGCUUAUUUCUGGUGGAAGUCAAACACCCAGAUCAGCUCAUGAAGUGAUAGCACAUUUGGUCAGUCGUCUUUCACGAUGGGAUGACAGAUUAUUCCGUAAAUAUGUCUUUGGGGAAGCAGAUGAAAUUGAAUUGAAGUUUGUGAAUAGGAGAAAUAGUGAAGAUCUGAACCUAGUCAGCAUCAUAUUGAAUCAAGAAAUCAGGAGGUUAGCAACACAGGUGAUCAGGGUUAAAUGGUCACUGCAUGCAAGGGAAGAGAUCAUACUUGAGCUUCUCCGACAUUUAAGGGGAAGUGCCACAAGAAUCAUUUUAGAGAGAGAGAGGAAGUCUGCAAGGGAGAUGUUGGAGGAGCAGGAAGCUGUCCGUGGCCGCUUGUUCACUAUCCAGGAUGUUAUGCAGAGCACUGUUCGUGCAUGGUUACAGGACAGAAGCCUUCGUAUCACCCACAACCUGGCUAUUUUCGGCGGUGGUGGCAUAGUUCUAUCCAUAAUCACCGGUCUCUUUGGAAUCAACGUGGAUGGCAUACCGGGAGCUCAGAAUACUCCGUACACUUUUGGGCUGUUUGCGGGGCUUCUCUUCUUCCUCGGGAUCAUCCUUGUUGGCGUUGGAUUGAUGUACCUUGGGCUGACAAAUCCAGUGACCAGUGAGAAGGUGAAGGUGAGGAAGCUGGAGCUCCAGCAGCUGGUAUCGAUGUUCCAGCAUGAGGCGGAGCAGCAUGGGAAGGUGAGGGAAGGCCUGAGCCGGCACGGCUUGUCGCCGAGUUCAGCUGCGGCUUCGGGCGAUGAAGGCUACAUCCUGAUUUCCUGA